This is a messenger RNA of Homalodisca vitripennis (glassy-winged sharpshooter), 703 nucleotides long. RefSeq lists its product as uncharacterized. The coding region runs from base 41 to 703 and encodes 220 amino acids. The transcript has 3 exons. The record is from RefSeq and is a predicted model, not a curated record. NCBI's taxonomy places the organism in Eukaryota, Metazoa, Arthropoda, Insecta, Hemiptera, Cicadellidae.
UCUGUGCUAACUAUAACUUUGUGUUUUAUAGAAUUAAAUAAUGCCUCGUAAAUUAAAAAAGGCAUUCAAAUAUAAGUGUUUGGAACUAAUGUGCAAUACGGUGCACCGCCAUGACAAGUGGCUAGAACACUGUAAAAAGAAACACCUCUAUAAGUUCAAAAACAAUAUUGAUAUAAAAUAUAAAAUAACAGAGGAGAAAGAAGGUGAUGGACCUUCGAUACCCUACAUGGGACGUGGAGAACGUUCUACUUUAACUAUGGACGACGAACCUCAACCAUCAACUUCUGCGCAAUCAUCGGCUAUUGAAAGAUUGGUGGUGCCUGGGCUAGAAGACAAUCCACAUUCUGGAACAUCAGCUGUCCAAGACCGCAACGACGAAGAAGUUGAUCUGCAGUGUCCCCAAAGAGGAGAUGGAUCUAAAUAUACGCCUCUAAUACUUGUUCACGAUAAAGAAAUUGAACUUCCAACGUCCUCCAUGGAACCUAGCCUGCCAAUGUCAACACCAGAAGAAGAAGACGAAGUUUUAGAAAAUAUAGAGGACAACAUACCCACAGAGAAGAUACCUGAACCUAUUACUUUGACCGAACUUCAAUUCUCUACAAUCGAUCCUACAGAUCCAGACGUUAGCAAGAAGGAAUGCACAACAGUGCAAUUCGAUAUGUCGAUCACAGAGAUACAUUCAGAGAAAUCAAAGAGAGUGUGA